AUGUCUAACACUAAUAACUUUUUUAUUCGUAAUCGUAACGAAAAGCAAGGAAAAUUAUAUUUUAAGACGUGGCUUCCGCAAGCGUAUUUUCCAACCGUGGAAUUGCUAAGGAAAAGUGUCCUUGAGACAGCUGUAAAGAAAUACAAUGACGAGCUUGAUGUAGCCAUAACAAUGUGUAAGCUUCAAGAGUGGAAUUCGGCUGUAAAAAAAUUGGAACAUAUAUCUAAGCAAUUUUCGGCCUAUGUUGGUGCUCUGAAUCCGGACGAACAACGUCAACGAGCUUUUAGUGAAGCGUAUAAAGAAGAAAAAAGACAGCGCGAAGAAUACGAAAAACAACAGAACCAAGGGAUCAUUCGAAAAAAUAUCGCCGAAAUAGUUGACAACUGUGUAGAAGUCGAAGAAGUGCUAAACGAAGUCCGUGAAUGUUUAGAACAGCUAGAUUUGUCUUCUAUUAAUCCAGAUGAUCCGAUAGCCUCUGGAAUUUUGGAUGUCGCAGAAGGAGUGGAUGGGGUGGCCGAUGAGUUAUCAAUAGAGACAAAAGAGGUUCUUAAUGAAGCCGGAUUAACUGAACCAGAAUUUUCGAAGACAAUGGAUGCUAUGUUGGAUGAAUUUAUUAAUGGCUAUAGCCUAUUUGGUUCCGAUUUUGAUCCAGCUCUUGCUAACCCAAUUACUUUUCCACGAGAUGAAAGUAAUUUAAACGCGC
Molecule: messenger RNA, 703 nt
Organism: Racocetra fulgida
Lineage: Eukaryota; Fungi; Glomeromycota; Glomeromycetes; Diversisporales; Gigasporaceae
Source: the annotation of a GenBank genome assembly